This is a messenger RNA of Dermacentor silvarum, 561 nucleotides long. RefSeq lists its product as uncharacterized. Gene Ontology annotation, biological process: blood coagulation; negative regulation of endopeptidase activity. Lineage: Eukaryota; Metazoa; Arthropoda; Arachnida; Ixodida; Ixodidae. Bases 1 to 489 code for a protein of 162 amino acids. Gene Ontology annotation, molecular function: metalloendopeptidase inhibitor activity. The transcript is spliced from 5 exons. The record is from RefSeq and is a predicted model, not a curated record.
AUGUCCGUAGGAGCUCCAAACCCCCAAGCUGCACAAGGGUCCCCACCUGCAAACUUUGCAUCUGCAGUAACUGCAUCAACACCUGCGAACAGAAUUCCCGGUCCUGGAAAUAGCAUACCUCAAGGAAUAGCACCGGCCCCAACAGGAAGCAUCACAGCAGGAGGAACUCCAUCACCAAACGAAAUACCAAUGAACCCAUUUGAAAAGGGAGGAUCACAGAAAGUUCCGGAGCCUGAUCAACCAUACUGGGUGUCCCAUCAAUGCCAGUUCCUGGGCCAUCAAUGCACUAAGUUCACUUCUUGUUUGCCAAAAUAUCGGCUGCGCCUCCACGGUUGUCCUUACGGUGAUGUUUGCUGCAACAUUGGUAAAACUAGAUCAUGCAGAAAAAUUGGAGGAGAAUGCCGAAAGAAAUGCCGUGAUUAUGAAGUUCCCAACCGCUACAUCAAAUGCAGCAGGCUACUGAAGAAGUGCUGUGUCACCUACGAAUAGCAGGGACCUUCAACAACGCUGGACACCGGACCAUUCUGUUGUGUUAGUUGCUGUGAUAAGAAGCUUUUUUUU